AUGUCGACUACCGAGGUUACGGCGAGUUCUCCUGCGACGAAGAGUCACGAGGAAGUUUGGUUCGAUGAAUCGCCUACUUCCAGUACUACGACUUCUAGUACGUGGACCACUACUGAAGAGGCGAGCACGUCCUCAUCAACCACAACUACUCUUUCGUCCUCUACAACUCCGACUACCGAGGUUUCUGCGACUUCUACGACGACGGAGAGUCUCGAGGAAACUAGGGUCGAUGAACUGUCUCCUUCUAGUACAACGGCAUCUACUGCAUCGACCACUACUGGAAACGCAACCAUGUCGUCAACGACUAUAGCUACUCUGUCCUCCUCCACAACCUUGCCUACCGAGGCUAUUGCGACUCCUACUACGACGGAGGGUCUUGAGGAAGUUUGGGUCGAGGAAUUGUCUCCUUCCACUACUACGACAUCUGCUACGCCGAGCACUACUGAAGGAGCGACCACGUCCUCGACAACCACAACUAGUCUGUCCUCUACAACUCCGACUACUGAAGUUACUGCGACUUCUACUACGACGGAGAGUCUCAAGGAAGAUUGGGUCGAUGAAUUGUCUUCUUCUAGUACCACGUCCUCUAUUACGUCGGCCACUACUGAGGAAGCGACCACGUCCUCAAUAACCGCAACUAGUCUGUCCUCUACAACUCGGCCUACUAAGGUUACUGAGACCCCUACUACGACGGAGAGCCUCGAGGAAGUUUGGUUGGAAGAGUCGUCUUCUUCCAGUACUACGACUUCUAGCACGUGGACCACUACCGAUGAGGCGACCACGUCCUCAACAACCACAACUACUCUGUCCUCUAUAACUCCGACUACCGAGGUAACUGCGACUCCUACGAUGGCAGAAGGUCUCGAGGAAACUACGGUCGAUGAACUGUCUCAUUCUAGUACUACAACAUCUACUACACCGACCACUAUUGAAGAGGCGAUCACGUCCUCAGCAACCACAACUACUCUGUCCUCCGCGACAACUUCUACUACCGAGGUUACUGCGACUCCUACUACGACGGAGAGUCUCGAGGAAGUUCGGGUUGGGGAAUUGUCUUUUUCAAGUAUUACGACAUCUGCUACGCCGACCACUACUGAAGGAGCGACCACGUCCUCGACAACCACAACUACUCUGUCCUUCUCUACAACUUCGACUACCGAGGGUACUGCGACUUCUACUACGACGGAGAGUUUCGAGGAAGUUUGGGUCGAUGAAUUGUCACCUUCCAGUACUACGACAUCUAGUACAUGGACCACUACCGAAGAGGCGACCUCGUCCUCAACAGGCACAACUACCCUUCCCUCCUCUACAACUCCGACUACCGAGGUUACCAUGACUCCUACCACGAGCGGAAUUCUCGAGGAAGUUUGGGUCGAUGAAUUGUCUUCUUCUAGUACUACGACAUCUACUAGGUCGACCUCUACUGAAGUGGCGACCACGUCCUCAACAACCUCGUCCUCAACAAUCACGUCUUCAACAACCACAACUACUAUUUCCUCCGCAACAACUUCGACUACCGAGGUUACUGCGACUCCUACUAUGACGGAAAGUCUCGAGAAAGUUUGGGUCGAUGAGUUGUCUCCUUCCAGUACUACAUUCACCACUACUGAAGAAGCGAUCACGUCCUCAACAACCACCACUACUCUGCCUUCUUCUACAAUGUCGACUACCGAGGUUACGGCGAGUUCUCCUGCGACGAAGAGUCACGAGGAAGUUUGGUUCGAUGAAUCGCCUACUUCCAGUACUACGACUUCUAGUACGUGGACCACUACUGAAGAGGCGACCACGUCCUCAUCAACCACAACUACUCUUUCGUCCUCUACAACUCCGACUACCGAGGUUUCUGCGACUUCUACGACGACGGAGAGUCUCGAGGAAACUAGGGUCGAUGAACUGUCUCCUUCUAGUACAACGGCAUCUACUGCAUCGACUACUACUGGAAACGCAACCAUGUCGUCAACGACUAUAGCUACUCUGUCCUCCUCCACAACCUUGCCUACCGAGGCUAUUGCGACUCCUACUACGACGGAGGGUCUUGAGGAAGUUUGGGUCGAGGAAUUGUCUCCUUCCACUACUACGACAUCUGCUACGCCGAGCACUACUGAAGGAGCGACCACGUCCUCAACCACCACAACUAGUCUGUCCUCUACAACUCCGACUACUGAAGUUACUGCGACUUCUACUACGACGGAGAGCCUCGAGGAAGUUUGGUUGGAAGAGUCGUCUUCUUCCAGUACUACGACUUCUAGCACGUGGACCACUACCGAUGAGGCGUCCACGUCCUCAACAACCACAACUACUCUGCCCUCUACAACUCCGACUACCGAGGUAACUGCGAUCCCUACGAUGGCAGAAGGUCUCGAGGAAACUACGGUCGAUGAACUGUCUCAUUCUAGUACUACAACAUCUACUACACCGACCACUAUUGAAGAGGCGAUCACGUCCUCAACAACCACAACUACUCUGUCCUCCGCGACAACUUCUACUACCGAGGUUACUGCGACUCCUACUACGACGGAGAGUCUCGAGGAAGUUCGGGUUGGGGAAUUGUCUUUUUCAAGUAUUACGACAUCUGCUACGCCGACCACUACUGAAGGAGCGACCACGUCCUCGACAACCACAACUACUCUGUCUUUCUCUACAACUUCGACUACCGAGGUUCCUGCGACGGAGAGUCUCGCGGAAGUCUGGGUCGAUGAAUUGUCCCUUCCCAGUACUACGACAUCUAGUACAUCGACUACUACUGAAGAAGCGAUCACCUCAUCAACAACCACAACUACUCUGUCCUCCGCGACAACUUCGACUACCGAGGGUACUACGACUUCUACUACGACGGAGAGUUUCGAGGAAGUUUGGGUCGACGAAUUAUCUUCUUCUAGUACUACGACCUCUAGUACAUGGACCACUACCGAAGAGGCGACCACGUCCUCAACAACCACAACUACUCUGUCCUUCUCUACAACUCCGACUACCGAGGCUACUGCGACUUUUACUACGACGGAGAGUUUCGAGGAAGUUUGGGUCGAUGAAUUGUCACCUCCCAGUACUACGACAUCUAGUACAUGGACCACUACCGAAGAGGCGACCACGUCCUCGACAAGCACAACUACCCUUUCCUCCUCUACAACUCCGACUACCGAGGUUACCACGACGGGAAUUCUCGAGGAAGUUUGGGUCGAUGAACUGUCACCUUCCAGCACUACGACAUCUAGUACAUGGAGCACUACCGAAGAGGCGACCACGUCCUCAACAACCACAACUACUCUGUCCUUCUCUACAACUCCGACUACCGAGGUUACGGCGAGUUCUACUGCGACGAAGAGUCGCGAGGAAGUUUGGUUCGAUGAAUCGCCUACUUCCAGUACUACGACUUCUAGUACGUGGACCACUACUGAUGAGGCGACCACGUCCUCACCAACCACCACGACUCUGCCCUCUUCUACAAUGUCGACUACCGAGGUUACGGCGAGUUCUCCUGCGACGAAGAGUCCCAAGGAAGCUUGGUUCGAUGAGUCGCCUACUUCCAGUACUACGACUUCUAGUACGUGGACCACUACUGAAGAGGCGACCACGUCCUCAUCAGCCACAACUACUCUUUCUACGACGACGGAGAGUCUCGAGGAAACUAGGGUCGAUGAACUGUCUCCUUCUAGUACAACGGCAUCUACUGCAUCGACCACUACUGGAAACGCAACCAUGUCGUCAACGACUAUAGCUACUCUGUCCUCCUCCACAACCUUGCCUACCGAGGCUAUUGCGACUGCUACUACGACGAAGAGUCCCAAGGAAGCUUGGUUGGAAGAGUCGUCUUCUUCCAGUACUACGACUUCUAGUACGUGGACCACUACUGAAGGGGCGACCACGUCCUCAUCGACCACAACUACUCUUUCAUCCUCUACAACUCCGACUACCGAAGUUACUGCGACUUCUACUACGACGGAGAGUCUCCAGCAAGAUUGGGUCGAUGAAUUGUCUUCUUCUAGUACCACACCCUCUAUUACGUCGGCCACUACUGAAGAAGCGACCACGUCCUCAAUAACGACAACUAGUCUGUUCUCUACAACUCCGACUACUAAGGUUACUGAGAUCCCUACUACGACGGAGAACCUCGAGGCAGUUUGGUUGGAAGAGUCGUCUUCUUCUAGUACUACGACUUCUAGUACGUGGACCACUACCGAUGAGGCGACCACGUCCUCAACAACCACAACUACUCUGUCCUCUAUAACUCCGACUACCGAGGUUACUGCGACGCCUACGACUGCAAAGGGUCUCGAGGGAACUACGGUCGAUGAACUGUCUCCUAGUACUACGGCACCUACUACGCCGACCACUACUGGAGAAGUGAUCCCGUCCUCAACAACCACAACUACUUUGUCCUUCUCUACAACGCCGACUACCGAGGGUACUGCGACUUCUACUACGACGGAGAGUUUCGAGGAAGUUUGGGUCGAUGAAUUGUCUUCUUCUAGUACUACGACCUCUAGUACAUGGACCACUACCGAAGAGGCGACCACGUCCUCAACAACCACAACUACUCUGUCUUCUACAACUCCGACUACCGAAGUUGCUGCGACUUCUACUGUGACUUCCUCGAAGACAGAGGGUCUCGAGAAAACUAGGGUCGAUGAACUGUCUUCUGCUGGUACUACGACAUCUACUACAUCGACCACUACUGAAGAAGCGAUCACGUCGUCAACAACCACAACUACUUUGUCCUCCACGACAGCUUCGACUACCGAGGCUACUGCGACUCCUACUACGACGGAAAUUGUCGAGGAAGUUUGGGUCGAGGAAUUGUCUCCUUCCACUACCACGACAUCUACUACGUCGACCACUACUGAAGGAGCGAUCACGUCCUCAACCACCACAACUAGUCUGUCCUCUACAACUCCGACUACCGAAGUUACUACGACUUCUACUACGACGGAGAGUCUCAAGGAAGAUUGGGUCGAUGAAUUGUCUUCUUCCAUCACCACUACUGCUCCCUCGGGCACAACUGAAAGAAUGACUACAUCGUCUGCUUAUGAAUCGGCCGGACUCCACUCCGGCCGAAAUGACGGUCUCAGAGAUGGCAUCAAUAGACGACUACACAGAGAGCGUCGAGGAAACGUCGUCUCAUGUCUCGUCAUCUACUACUGUUACUGCUCCGUGGAGCACAACUGGGGCUGCGGCAUCAUCUUCGGCCACUGA
Messenger RNA from Perkinsus marinus ATCC 50983, 5190 nucleotides. RefSeq lists its product as hypothetical. The transcript is spliced from 3 exons. The record is from RefSeq and is a predicted model, not a curated record. The coding region runs from base 1 to 5190 and encodes 1729 amino acids. Lineage: Eukaryota; Perkinsozoa; Perkinsida; Perkinsidae.